Drosophila willistoni is the source of this 2135-nucleotide messenger RNA. Its product is annotated as solute carrier family 25 member 35. Bases 466 to 1398 code for a protein of 310 amino acids. Lineage: Eukaryota; Metazoa; Arthropoda; Insecta; Diptera; Drosophilidae. The transcript has 5 exons. The record is from RefSeq and is a predicted model, not a curated record.
AACUUGGUUCGAAGACGUGAGCACAACUCAAACGAUAUGUUAUCGAAUAAGUAACAUGGUCACACAAUUACGAGUGUCGAACACUCUGGUAACUCUGUGGUAGUUUUUUUAUUUUCAAAAUUUGUGUUUUGGUGUUCGAAUGCAACAAAACAAUUAACGCUUUAACUAACAUAAAAGCAUUCAAAGUACGCUUAUUUUAGAAUAUUUAUUAUAAUAUAUAAAAUCAAUUUAUUUAAACAACAUGGAACUAAACUUCAGCAGAGAGCAAGAACAGAUCUCAAUUCCGAUUCAGACGAUUAGAUCAUUAGAUCCCUUAUGGACAUUGGAGAAACAAAUCUUCGAAAUUUACGGUUGAAUCUAUGUUUAGACUGAUGAAAAUUUCGGUCAUACACCAGGAAACUAGUUUAUCAUCGAUUCAUUUGUUCUGUUAUUUUUUAAGCGGUUAGACGGCUUAGACAAUCCGCAAUGUCCGCAAGCGAUUUUAUUUUAGGAGGAGUGGCUGCAAUGGGGGCCACCGUUUUUACAAAUCCCCUGGAUGUGAUAAAGACACGGAUACAGCUACAAGGAGAAUUGGCACGUCGUGGAACUUAUGUGGAACCCUAUAAGGGCGUAGCUCAGGCUUUCUAUACGGUGGUAAAAAACGAUGGACUAUUGGCCCUGCAACAGGGACUGGUUCCAUCUUUAUGCUUCCGCUUUGUAAUCAAUUCGAUCAGAAUAGUUUCCCAUCCGAGCAGAUUGGGCGUUUAUUCAAUAGCUAUGGAUAACCAUUGGAUGCACACAAAAGACGGAGAUGUCUCCUACGGCUUGGGACUAUUUUGGGGUGCCCUGGGCGGUGUGACCGGUUCCUUUGUCGGGAACCCUUUUUUCCUGAUAAAGACACAAUUACAAUCUCAGACUGUGGAUAAAAUUGCUGUCGGACGUCAUCGUCAUUCCCAUAGCUCGAUGGUGGAUGCCAUUCGCACCAUAUUCCAUAAAAAUGGGUUCUUUGGUCUGUGGCGGGGAUCGAUGGCAUCGAUGUAUCGGGCCACAGUUGCCUCCAGUGUACAAAUCGCAACCUUCGGCAAAAUGAAAUCCCUGCUACACGAUAACGAAUGGAUCACUCGACCAACCAGCAUAUCCUUUUGUUCAAGCCUAUUUGCUGGAACUUUUCUUGCAGUGGCAAGUACACCACUCGAUGUGAUUGCCACCCGUCUAUUUAACCAAGCAGUGGACUCCAAAGGUCGUGGUCUCUCAUAUAGUGGUGCAUUGGAUUGCUGUCUCAAGAUUCUGAAAUCUGAGGGCAUAUAUGGUCUAUACAAAGGAUUCUGGGCCAACUAUAUGCGUGUAGCUCCGCACACGACGUUAACUUUGGUUUUCUUUGACGAAUUGGUUCAUCUCAAGAAUCUGUUUAUGUUAUAACGAUAUACAAAUAUAUGUAUUUCUUGAUAUCACUUAAUAGUAUUCAGUAUUUUUGACAAUUAUUCGUGUUGAAAAGUUUUUGUAUUUUAUAUUUUUUUUUUUAUUAAAUACACACUAGUUUACCGAACAUUAUCAGUGCAUUUUAAAACUUAAUAUGUAUCUUAAAUGGACGAUGCCGAAUAUUCGGUUGGGAAUUUGAAUGUGUGCUUGCCAGUUGAUUGGACUGAGGGCAGUAAACCGGCAUUCGGAAUAAUGUUCCAGGACAGAGAUAAGGUCACAUUACGAUUGUCCUUCAAGCCGUUGCCAUCGUCCCAGAAGUAGUAUUUGGUAUUCAUGUUCUUGAAGUCCAACACGGCAUUUUCGCCACGCAAGAUGAUCUUGUCCCAAAGAACGACUUGAUUUAAUUGAUUCGUUGGUGUCUUGUAUUCAGCUGUCAAAUACAGGAACAGUUGCUUCACAUUCCAGUUGAAGAUACUGGUGAGAUUCGUCUCAAGAUCAAAAGUGAUGAAGCCGAGGUCAUGUUUCUCCCGGGAUGCACCAUAAUCGGGAACAUUUUUUACCAGGACACGGACAGUAUUGAUGUUAGCAUCGGUUCGGUAGUCCAGAAAAACGGUGGACAGAAAGCAGCUAAAUGUUAGACAAGCUAGCACACUCAGCGAGUAUGCCACUGUAGCAUUGCCUCUAGUUAGUACCGUGUGCAUUUUUUAUUCUAAUCCUGAGUUUCGGCUAAAAUCAAA